ACGCGCGGGAAAAGAGCUUUUAUCUACGCGAACUACGUAAAAAAAUACGACGUACAAAAUGAAAUGAGAUUACAUUUUACGUUCCGUUCCCCGUUCAGACUUCAGUCGCGAAGCGGACGCCGUUUGAGACGCAUGUAGCGUGAGUUGGCUGCCAUUGGACCCGAAUGUUUACGCGAUCGUGAAGUUCAGACUUCGAAGUUUGAGUUAACAAAAUUAAAACUUUUAAUGACCGUUUGUCAUUUUAUGGCUAUACGCAGUGUAAAUAGUGAUAAUUAAAGUUUACAAAAUGGACAAAAACAAUAUGAACCCUUCGUCUCCACCGAAGACCAAAGUGAAAAAGGAAAAUGAAGAAGAAAUCAAGGAGUUUGCAGAAACCGCCAUGAACGAGUUGCUAGGCUGGUACGGUUACGAGCGGCUGGAACUGCGGCGCUGGGCGGCGUCUCGCGCGAGGGACGGCAGCCCCGAGCAGGCGGACCAGAAAGGCAAGGACGAGUGCUCAUGGUGCAACAAGAGCGUAGGCAGCGAGAGCGGCGCGCUGCAGCAGGCGGGCGCGGUGUUCUGCUCCGAGCUGUGCUUCAGCCAGUCGCGCCGCGCCAACUUCAAGCGCGCCAAGACCUGCGACUGGUGCCGGCACGUGCGACACACCGUGGCGUACGUGGACUUCCAGGAUGGCGCCACACAGCUGCAGUUCUGUUCCGACAAAUGCCUCAACCAGUACAAGAUGCACAUCUUCUGUCGAGAGACGCAGGCGCAUCUUGACCUCAACCCACACCUGGUGAACGCCUCUUCCUCCUCCAGCCUCAUAACCCCGGAUCUCUGGCUUAAAAAUUGCAAGAGCAGAUCCUCGUCACCUAAAUCUGAACGUUCCGGAUCGCCGAGCGUCGAGAAAACGCAAAACACCCAUUCAGAAAAACCAGACCCACCACCAAACCAAAGAAAAUCACCCCUGCCAUUAAUAACAAUAGCUCCGCCAGCAAAACUGAUGAACCCCAAGCCGUUGGACGAGAGACCGAUACAAAAGUCUCCUGAAGCCAAAAAGGAUACAAGGAACCUCAAAAUGAAUUUAAGAAAGCGUAGAACAUCAAAAUGUUCCGCUACAGUCACAUCUCAGAGCAUAAGACAGAAUUCAACGCCUAAAGCGCAGGAUGUAAGAAUGUGCAGCCCUUCUAUAGAUGGGUCGUCGCCAGCUUCAACCGUUACAGUUGGAAACAGCGCUAUACAUUCUCCCCCUAACCCAAUAAAUCAUGUGCCCCCAUUCCCAAACCCAAUGUUUGGCAUGCCACCUCCAGGUUUCAUGGAAAACCCUAAUGGGCACAUGAACGAUCCCAGGCAUCCAAUGUUUGCGCCGAGGCUCGGCUUCAUGCCUCCCCCUCCAGGGAUGAUGCAUCAAGAAAGACCUAGAAUGUUCCCCCAAUUUCCACCACAAAUAAGUGCAAUAGGCCAAGCUCCUCCUGUCACAGUUCUCGUUCCGUACCCAGUAAUUUUACCGAUACCACUUCCUAUACCAAUUCCGAUACCAUUAACUACGUUCCUCCAAGCACAUCGUUCCAACAAAGUCAAAACUGAAGUCAGCAACGACGAUGCAGAAGGUCCAUUAGAUUUUACUAUAAAUAGUGAUAAAAAUAAAACUGCCCCAGCGAAGGAACCGACUGAAGUUGUUGAAAACAAUGACCCAGAGGCUCCUGAUAGGAGUAAUUACGAACCAAACAAAGAUAUCCACGAGAGAAUAGAAGCCGAUUCACCGAUGGAAGCUAUUCCUGAAGUAGGUAACCCAGAACAGACUUUACCGAAAUUCAAAAUCACGAGACUAGGUAAUAAAAUGGCAAAAAUCGUAGCAAAAACCCGUGAAACUGCGGAGUCGUCGAGACCUUUAAGAAAACGACGGAGACUGGUUGAAGUUUCCACCGACGACGACCAGAUGAUGUCGAAAACUAGGAAAAUUGUGCAGGUUUAAAAAACAGUUACUCGUAACAUGGUAAAAAUGCGUUAAACCGUCUUUUGAUGCUCUGUAACUUGACGACAAUUAUUGACACGUUUUGAAAUCCUAUUAAAAUUGACGUCACAAAAUAUAUAAUUACGAGUUAUCAUAUACGUGCAUAAAAAAUCAUUGCCCAGAGACUUAUAAAGAGUGGAUUUUCAUGUAAUACCACCAAGGAGUAGGUAUACAGUUGAGUUUACUUGAAAACUUGAUCUAUAACCUAUUUAAAUAAUCCCUUUAAUAUAUUUCCAAACAUAUCACUAAGCAUGAUUAUUCGAACAGAGUUCAUUUUUGGGUAGGUUUACCUAUUUUCAAUUUGCUAGUCCUAGAUGUGUAAGAUAAUGACUUAUCUGUAAUAAGCUAUAAUAAUAAGUCUUAGUAAAUUAAUUAAGAUAAUGCUGUAAAUGUGAUAUUACUUAGUAACAACAUUAUUCAAUGUGAAAUAAUAAAUUUUAAAAUAUGUAA
Molecule: messenger RNA, 2443 nt
Organism: Bicyclus anynana (squinting bush brown)
Lineage: Eukaryota; Metazoa; Arthropoda; Insecta; Lepidoptera; Nymphalidae
Gene: Sobp
Product: sine oculis-binding protein homolog
Exons: 4
Coding region: 287-1954 (555 amino acids)
Biological process (GO): animal organ development
Cellular component (GO): nucleus
Source: RefSeq, a predicted model, not a curated record